Populus trichocarpa (black cottonwood) is the source of this 3058-nucleotide messenger RNA. RefSeq lists its product as uncharacterized. The transcript has 3 exons. The record is from RefSeq and is a predicted model, not a curated record. Lineage: Eukaryota; Viridiplantae; Streptophyta; Magnoliopsida; Malpighiales; Salicaceae. The coding region runs from base 57 to 1118 and encodes 353 amino acids. Gene Ontology annotation, molecular function: transcription coregulator activity. Gene Ontology annotation, biological process: regulation of DNA-templated transcription.
UAAAGCCAACUCUGAGGCUGAGUAUAUGAACCAAGACACUUUUUGGGACAGAGUAAAUGAUGCCAUCAACACCAUUAUUAGGAGAGAUGAGAGCACUGAAACUGGAGAUCUUUUGCCUCCCUGUAUUGAAGCGGAGGUGUUGUAUCAUGUCUAGUUUGUUGAAAUGUUAUUUAGCUGCCCUUAAUUUGGGAUGCAAAGUGGAGAGAGCUUCGAGAAGUCAACGACACAGCAAUCCCAGGAGCUACCUCAGCCCGAGAACACAAGAAUCGGCGUCUGUACCUCCUAGAGCUAUAGAUAGAACUCAUGAUGAACAAGGCCUUCAGUUAAUGCCAGUUCACUCUAUCAAUCAAUUGAAUAUUGCAAGAGACACGGCAACUGGGAAUCCAGAUCUUUCGGUUUCAGAGUCUAAUCAUCAUUUGGCUGAGAAUAGUAAUGUUGCUUACAGUUACCCUUUCUUGUAUGAGAAUAUCCCACCUGGCAGUAAUCAGCUGACAACAAGGGAAGCCGACAUGCACCAGAACUUUGGUUCAGUUUAUCCCUUGUAUUGUGGAAAUCAAUAUCAAAUCGAAGCGUCUGAUGUGGUCUCCCAAUUUCCGAUGAAGACGAAAUCCAACACUAUAUUUGUGGGCAAACCUAUUGGUACAUCUGUUGCACCACAUAGGGAAAUGGGUGUCUUGCAGACAGUUUUCUCAUGUUCCAGUGCUGAAGUUGGUUCCACGAGAAUCACACAAGCAGAUUUCAGAAAUACCCAUGACAAGCCAACUGGCACACAAUGUGAUUUAUCCUUGAGGCUGGGUCUAUACUCAGACCCGGGCAUGAGCAUAGAAAGAAAUCAAGCUCAAGAAAAUGAAAAUGCUGGCUCAAGCAGAUUUCAAGAAAGAGACAAGUUUAGUGUUUUUUCUCAACAAAGAAACAAGGAAUUCUGUUUUUUUCCUGGUACAAGUACUAGGGAUCCCUCUGGGUCCUGUUCGGUUAAGUGGGUUUCAGAGGGUGAUGAUCAGAAUUUGGAGACAACCAUCAGAAAGCGCAAAGCGCCCUUCAGAGACAAUGCAGAGGAUGGACAUUUUUGCUGGCAGUCCAACAUGUUCAUUGGUCGAAUAGAAGGGCCAGGUUUGUAGGCAUUGUUUUUCCCGUUGUAGUGUCUAUGCUUAAAAAUUUGAGGUGGCUAGAAUUAUGCUGGUCAAUCCUUUUUGCAACCUCAUUUUCCUAUGUAGUAGUUCAGAUCACAGAUUUACACGCUAACAGCGAGAUUGCAACCUGGGAUUUAGUGGAAAAGGUGAAUUGUAAAUGAAAUCUGAGUUUGAUCUAAACUAUACUGGUUAGUGACAUAACUUGCAAAAUUGAGACGUCUAGCCACUACCAAAAUCCAAAUAGGUAUUUUGGGAACCAGUUUAGCACCACACACAUUUAUUCAUUCAACCUUGCAUUGAAUAAUCUUGAAUUCAUAAAAAAAAAAGAUUUUAGGAGGCAUUUUGGAGAAAGGAAAGUAAUUUACACAGUGGGAGGAGGAUAUAUGAGAAACUUAAGACUAAUAAGGACUGCACUGAACCACAAUGAAACCAGUCUAUGGAAAUGUCCUGGUAUGACAUUGAGGGGCCUCUUCAUGAAUGGCUACUCUACCAUGCUAGAAUAAACUUCUCCAGUUUCUAGGUAAAUGUUCUGUACUUAAACGAUUAUGUAUAUAUGUUGAUUAAUUCAGGAGUGAAUCUAACAGUUACUGUGAGUUAGCUGUAGGUCAUUAUUCUUAAGCUCUAUGAGUUCAUCUAUCAAAAAAAAAAAAAAUCAGGAUAUUUUUUUGUGGUGAGUCUGUUCUGUAUAGGAUGGGGUUAGUGAUGGCCAGUUUCCUAGUAUAAUUGUCUGAAGAAAGAUAAUUUUGUGCCCUGUUUUUGUUUGUAUGAUUUUACAUUAUUAGGUGUCAGCUAGGGCAAUAUCCCCUGGGUAUGCUUGCAAAAUUAUAAUGUGAAUAAUGCUCCUGUAUUCCUUUUGUGUAUAUCAAUUGAGCAUUUGAAGGUAACUGGCUUGACAAAGAGAGUGGAUUACCAUAGAAGUAACUAGUAAUUAAGAAGACAUGCUAAGAAUGUGGAAGGGUAUAAAGUAUAAUUUUCUGGUGUUACUUCAGCACUUUUGAGAAUGAUUCAGGAGGUUACUUUUAUAUGGUUUCUGUAGCAGGGAUCUCUUUGAAGAUAGGAAUAUAACUUUUUGUGGUUUUAAGUGAGCAGUGACAUAAAAUAGGAGGUUGUUUGUAAGUUUGUUUUGCUGUUCAAUUUAUGUGAAACUUCAACUGCUGAGAGUUCAAUGGUGGAUUGGAGGAGUUAUCAAGAUAUCAUUUUGGUCCUUUCUCUAUGUCUUCAAUGUUUCAUGGAAGAAGAUUAAUAGACCUUCCAAUAAUGCCAUGCUACUUUCAUUCAGGAUUAAAGAAUAGUCUUGAAAUCUUUUCUUAAACGGCAAUGGCCAGUUGGUAGUGUGAAAGCAGUGAUUGACUUCUUUCUUGAACUGUUCCUUUAACAUCAGCAAAAAAAAUGGAUGAUUCCUUUUCUGGUGGUUUAUAUGUUCUGGAACUUAGAGUUCACUGUUUUUGCGACAAACGAUAGGCUUCUAACCAUGCAGCUUUCCAAACAAUAGUGCUAAAAAAAAUCUAAGCUUUGUCAACAACUUCCUACAAUUAUUUGUUAAUUUGAAACUAAUAUGGUAAGAUUUUAAAUUUUUCCCAGAUGUUGCAAUGGUAGCAAUGUGAUUUAAAGAUAACAAAGCAUGAAAUUCCUUAAUGCCUGGUCCCACUUUCUCCAUUUCAGCUUUUACUGCUUCACUCGUUUCUUCUGUUUUUUUCCUUUUCCAUGCCUAGCAACUCAACUGUUACCCCGUUACCUCAGCAUGGGCAUUUAUGUUGAUUAGCUGAAAAGAACUUGUUGGGAGCUGCUUCUGUUUUUAUUGUAGGUGCUGAGAUCUUUUUUGAAAGAAUGGUAGGAUUCUUCAUAGCAUGCUCUUGACAAUCAUUCUAUAGCAGUGGAUGUAAGCUACAUAAUUGUACAAGUAUAAAUAUUCAAGAGUGUUUAUGUUC